AAAAAGGCUUAUGCAAGAAAAGUUAGUAUUACAAAAUCUGCUCCAUGCUCAUUCUGACGUCCUCAGUUAUAGAGGAUGUGUGACAUCCCUGCCGCUCCUGAUUGGCUGGGCUACGACCCAGAGGCGGGGCUACAACAGGCUGGCAGUGAUCGUGACUGAGUUAUGUGAGCAUGCGUGGCUUUAUGAAAGCAUAUAACCCUACCGGGGCAGUAGCUGCACGUCCAGGAGGUGUUUCGAAACGCGUCCGAGGCAUUAUUUACAUAGCCGAGGAGAAGGAGCUGUUCUCAGAGGAGUCAGACUUUCCUCAUCAGGUUUUUCUGUUUGAGCUGCUCUCCGGCUGGUCGUCUCCCGCUUCUUUGCCUGCUACAACAACACAAGCCACGGGUACGAGCCAGCGGACGUAACGCUAGCCGAGAGGGGAAGUGGGCUCCGUCUUCUCUUUCAUCGGGCAGAUGCUCCCAGCCGCCCAGCUUGACAGGAGUGAUGGGAUGUGUCAACUAGGUCAGGCACUCCUCGAUGAUGAUGAUAUUGGACUAAGGGAUCCAUCUGCAGUGUUCACACCAGAGCGAGACACAGGAGGGACUGAGGUAGAGGAAGACGGAGAUAUCGGAGAAGAAAAGAUGGGCGUGGGGAAGAACACCACUUCCAAAUCGAUGGACAGCAGCAGCGAGAGUGGGAAAUAUGAAGAGGAGGCCAAACAUGGAGCAGAUUUUUAUCCUAUUCCGGUGGUAGUAAAUGGAGUUGGUGGUGCCACUGGAGAUCAGGAUACUGAGAACACAGAGCUGAUGGCGAUCUACACCAAAGAUAAUCAAGCAGCAGAAAAGAGCUCAAUUUCCGAGACGCUCGACAGCACAGACAGCACGGAUGCAAGGAGGAUGGAUAUGAUCUAUACCAUUGAAGACACCCCACCCUGGUACUUGUGUGUGUUCUUAGGCUUACAGCACUACCUGACGUGUUUCAGCGGGACCAUCGCAGUCCCGUUCCUUCUCGCUGAGGCUAUGUGCGUCGGCUUCGAUCAGUGGGCCACCAGUCAGCUCAUUGGAACCAUCUUCUUCUGCGUGGGAAUCACCACCCUGCUGCAAACUACACUGGGCUGCAGGUUGCCUUUGUUCCAGGCGAGUGCGUUUGCCUUCCUGGCACCAGCCAGAGCCAUCCUGUCUUUGGAAAAAUGGAAGUGUAACAGCACAGAGCGCCCAUUCCUGAACGAGACCGAGCUCCUCCACACAGAGCACAUCUGGCACCCCAGGAUACGUGAGAUCCAGGGGGCGAUCAUUGUAUCAUCCCUGAUCGAGGUGUGCAUCGGAGCUCUGGGUCUGCCCGGGAUGCUGCUAAAAUACAUCGGCCCUCUGACCAUCACUCCCACUGUGGCCCUCAUUGGGCUCUCAGGCUUCCAGGCUGCAGGCGAGAGGGCUGGAAAACACUGGGGCAUUGCUAUGCUGACUAUAUUUUUGGUGCUGCUCUUCUCUCAGUAUGCCAGAAAUGUUCACUUCCCACUGCCAAUCUACAAAGCCAAGAAAGGUUGGACUUCAUACAGGCUGCAGGUUUUCAAAAUGUUUCCGAUCAUUAUGGCCAUAUUGGUGUCAUGGCUGCUGUGCUUCAUUUUUACCGUGACUGACGUUUUCCCGCCGGAGGAGAACAAGUAUGGUUUCUACGCCCGCACUGACGCACGUCAGGGAAUCCUGAAAGCUGCACCGUGGUUCAAGAUUCCCUAUCCCUUCCAGUGGGGGACUCCCACCGUCACCGCUGCAGGUGUGAUCGGCAUGAUGAGCGCCGUGGUGGCCAGCAUCAUUGAGUCAAUUGGUGACUACUACGCCUGUGCUCGCCUCUCCUGCGCUCCUCCACCCCCUAUCCACGCCAUCAAUCGGGGGAUAUUUGUAGAGGGUAUUUCCUGCGUGCUGGAUGGUGUUUUCGGGACAGGAAACGGUUCCACUUCCUCCAGUCCGAAUAUUGGUGUCCUCGGAAUUACAAAGGUGGGCAGCAGACGCGUGAUCCAGUACGGUGCUGCCAUGAUGCUGCUGCUGGGGCUUGUGGGUAAAUUCAGCGCCCUGUUUGCCUCUCUGCCCGACCCAGUCCUGGGAGCUCUGUUCUGCACCCUGUUUGGCAUGAUCACAGCAGUGGGGCUCUCCAACCUGCAGUUUGUCGACCUAAACUCAUCCAGGAAUCUCUUCGUCUUGGGCUUCUCCAUCUUCUUUGGUCUGAUGCUGCCAAGCUACCUUAAACAGAACCCGUUGGUCACUGGUAUCGUUGAAGUCGACCAAGUCCUCAACGUGCUGCUCACCACUGCUAUGUUUGUUGGAGGCUGUGUUGCCUUUAUUUUGGACAAUACUAUACCUGGUUCCUUGGAGGAACGGGGAAUCAGGAAACUGAAGCGAGGAACUGGUCUUAGCAUUGCAGAACUUGAAGGGAUGAGAUCCUAUGAUCUGCCAUUCGGAAUGGACUUCUUCCACAGAUACUCAGUCUUCAAGUACAUCCCCAUCAGCCCUGUGUUCACUGGCUACCGCUGGGGACGACUUCAGGAGAGCGGCAGGAGCAGAAUGGAUCAUGGGAAUGUGGGGAAGAGCGGAAGGGCCAGAGGGGAGUGUAGCAUUGCGCCGGGGGAGAGUCGGGUAUAGCCCACAGCCUGGGAGAGAUCCUAAAUGUGGCAGAAUUUUUAGGGAGCGAGGGAUGGUACACUAAGAUUAAAUGAUGGGAGAAUGGCGCACAGACAGAAGCUGAGCAGGAUUGUGGAAGAAAAUAUGUUGCACCAACUUCCCAGUCAGUAUGUGUUUUCUUCUACUUGUCUGUGUCUUUCCCCACUUCCCUCUAUGCUAUUUUCAAGCAUGCUAUAGCAAGUCACGGCAUGUGUUAAAAAGAUGUCACCAUGCAGAGGUCAGUCAGUGUGUGUGUGUGUGUGUGUGUGGGUGUGUGUGUGCGCGUGCGCAUUAUGCAGAAGGAUAAAACAAGCCUGGGCUUUAAUUUUCUUCCAGAAGGAGACUGACGCACAUCAGACAGGUCAGAGCUGAAUAUUUGAUGAUUUUCUGACUCCUAUUUGCUGCUAAUUUACACACCCUGCAUCGACUCAUAAAAGACCUUAUACUAAAAGCACAGCAGAGUGAAUGAAGCCAGUUGAGGAUAAUGUUGCCUCUAAACUUUGUUAUGCAACCACAUUAGUGAUACGCACACAGGCACACUCACUGACAGCCUCAGUAGAAGUAGUUUGAGCGCUACGAUCCAGGAUGUGGGGUCAUGCAGACUGAUGGAAGUAGUUUGUUAGGUGCCCCAUAGCCAUGCAAAGUGAUUGACAUUUUGUUUUUUGCACUAUCUGCCUCCUGAGUUUGAUAUUAGAAUGUCAUUUUAAUCUUAGUCCUUUUUUCUUUAUUCAUUUAGAAGCACAUCACAUCCCUUUUUUAUAUUCACAAAAUAUCACAAACAUUUGGGCUAAAGGAUCACUAAAAGUUCCAGUUUACAUGUCCUUACCAUGUCAGUAUUAUGCAGAAGAUCCUAACUGACAGUCAGGCCUUCUUAAUGGAGCUGUUGAAUUGAAUUAAAGUGACUCUAAAUUAUUUUGGAGCUAAACAGAUGUUAGUUUGGUUACAUUUCUUUGCUUUAUUUGUCAGUUUGAGCUUUCAAAAUGAAGCAGUACCUUUCCAAAAGCUAUGACGACGCACAGCAACAGACAUGUGAUCUUGUCGUGUAGACUUCGUGUACAUAAGGCUUGGAGCGGGUUAAUGCAGUUGAAUGCUCUUUAAAGAGGAGCGCCAGACAUACCUGAUCUUAAGGAUUUUGUCACUUUUUUUUUGCAUCAAGGUGCUGCUGUUAACUUUCCAUGCAUUUCAACUCCCAGUGCAGUCUGCAUCUAAAUGUCUUGAAUUCCAGCUGUUCUCAUUACAAUACAAUGUAGAAAUUUAAAAUAAUAAUACUCCUUGAAUUUUUCAGGAUUUUUCACAUGUAAACCCCAAUUUUUAUUUUAUUUGGGUUUUUUGUGAUAGAACGGCACAAAGUAGGGCAUUAUUGUGAGUUGGGGAAAAAAAUUGAUUAAAUUUUUUUUCCCCAAAUGUUUUACGAAUAAAAACCUGAAAAGUGUGGCUUGCUUUAGUAUUCAGCGCCUCAGAGUCAAUUUUUUGUAGAACCAUCAAUUGCAGCUGUACAUCUUUUAGUGUUUGAAUCAGCUUUGCACACGUGAGACUGAAACUUGCCCAUUCUUCUUUGCAAAAUAAUUCAAACUUAGUCAGGUUAGACGGAGAGUAUCAGUGAACAGCAGUUUUUAAGUAUUCCCACAUACUAUUAAAUUUAGGUCUAGGUCAUUCUAACACAUAAGCUUUGAAUAAACUUUGAUCUAAACCCUUCUACUGAAGCUCUGGCUGUAUGUUUAGGGUCGUCCUGCUGGAAGAUAAACACCCAACCCCCAGUCACAUGUCUUGUGCAGCAUCUAACGGGUUUCCUUCAAGGACUUACUGUAUUUAUCUCUAUUCAUCAUUCCAUUAAUUGUAACCAACUUCCCCAUAUCUUUUUAAAGAAAAGCAUCCCAUGGCAUGAUGCUGCCACCACCAUGUUUCAUUGGGUAUGUGGCGUGUUCAGGGUGAUGUUCGUUUUCCUCAUCACAUUGCAUUUUGCAUGUAGGCUAAAAGGUUCAGUUUUGGUCUCAUUUGACCACAUGUUUACUGUGUCUCCUACAUAGCCUGCAGAGGGUACCUCCUACAGCUUUCUGUCAACUUUGACAUUCUUACAACUCUUGAAAAAAGGCCAAAUUCUCCCGGUGCAUCACUAAUAGUUGUCCUGCCAGCAGCUACUCUCUUUCCGGAGCUGUGGAAUCUCUGCAGCUCCUCCAGAGCUAAUAUGGGCCUCUUCAGGCCUCCACAGAACAGCUGGAUUGCUACUGAAGUUAAAUUACACACAAUUGGACACUAAAUUUGUAUAACCAAAAGUAUUCAGAAGUAACCUACCUAAUAAAUAAAGGGAACUAAAUACAAAUGCAUCCCACACGUUUCAGAUUUUUAUUAUUUGCAUUAAAUACAUUGGUUUUGUUGCUACGCGACAAAAUGUGUAAAGGUUCAAGUGGUAUGAACAGUUAUGCACUGCACUGCUAUUGAAUGCUCCUCCCCUCUCCUCAUCCUCCUCAAAUUAACUGCUGAUAGUUAUAGUUAGACCAUAUAAGCAGAGCUGUGGCCCUAAAGAGUAAGUCUGUAAUCUGAACACACUGUGUGGAUCUAUUGCUUUAACUGAAGAUGUGUUCAGUUAUAAAAUAUUGAACUUAGUUUCAUCAAACCAAAAUGUUAAUUUUGCUCUUUUUGCAAUUCUGUCUUCUUGUUGCAGAAAACCAAAACUUUAAAAGUUGAAGUUUUUGUUACUACUGAGAUCCUUCCCCUCUUUUCUUUCUAAUUGAAGCAGUUUUUAUUUAUUUUGAUAUUUUGCAGCAGAUUAGUGUGUCUCAAUGUCAGCACAGUUUUAAAACGUAUUUAUCAGUUUACAUGCCGUGAUUUGAUACUCCCUGGCUACAGCUUCAGCACUUUUUGUUUGUCGUUUUUCUUGUCAGAUUUAUGUUGCUUCUAAUCCAUUCCAUGUAUAGCUGCUGGUAUUUAAAGGCAGGAAGAUGACACAUUCAGAGGUUUGACUGAAUUGUUCAGAUUUUAGAGUCGGGGCCUGUUUUAAAUUUUUUUUUUUUUACUCUAAGUGCUUGCACAUAAAGUGGUGCCAACAUCAGGGUCCAAGUAGGCAAUUCUCACUAACCUGGACUCUGAGAUGUAGUGCGUACUCCUUCAUCAGAUUUAUUGAAUGACAAGUCGCUGAAUGUCUUUAGGGGCUUUUUUUAUUUGUUGCUAUUAGGAUUUGAUUAUAGAAACGGUCCUGUAGUGACUUUACUGAUUUCCCUCUAAAAAGGUGUUCUUCCCUUUUUAUCCAGAAGUGAUUUAAUCUCUUAGACUUUUAUUCUAGUGUAAAAUCAACCAACAUCUGCACAGACUCCUAUGCUUUACUACAUGUUAGAUUUUAGUUUGACUAGGAUCAGACCACUGCUGGUGCUGAUGAGAGAUCAUCUGAUUUGUGUAGUUAAACUGCCUCCCAGGGCUGAGUUCCUCUACAGAAACGGGGAUGAUCAAACACUUACCUGGAUGUGUGGUUAGCUCUCUGUUGGCUCUUUUUGGAAAGCCAAACCAGAUCUUUUGUGAAAUCGAUAACUGGUUCUAGCAGCGGCAAUGAUUAACCACUACUUUGGUAGAAACAUCUUCUCAGAUGCAGCAGGCGUAGUUUAUAGAAACAGGCCGGCACUCCAAACCCUGACAGCGGUUUUAAGGUUCAGGGUAAAUCAGCUGUCAGGGUUGAAGGUUCAGGGUAACAUAAUGGAAGUAUUCCUUCACAAGUUCUGUUUCACAGAGUUUUUAGGCUGUUACAAACAUUUUAAAGCUAGGUGUUUUUAAUAACGGCAAUUUCAUAUCAUCACUUUGUCUUCAGGCUUUCUAAAGUCAUAUUUGUAACAUUAUUUAUUAACAUAAAGUACUACACUGAUCCAAAAUGCAGUAAUGUUGUGAAUUUAUGCAUAUAAAUGCAAUUUCCAGUCACGUGACAGAAUCUUGAUGAAUCUGUGUAAAUGUUGAAUUUAAACACUCGUUACAUCUAGAGCUGCACAAUAUACCGAAACAGUUAGCGCAAUGUCUAUAUUUUUAAAAUCGCAUUCUCAAAAGACUGCGGUGAAACAAUAUUUGAUAACAAAAAAUAUUUCAAGUAUUAUGCAUGCAAUUUCUGCAUGCCAGUAAUGCAUCUGGCGUUUUGGAGGGACUUACACUGUCCUCAAUGCCCACAUUUGGUUUAUUUUUAGUGGUUGCGAUGUUAAAGCUCAUAAAGAGUGGUGGGGAAUGAAUGGAUUAACCACAAUGUUCAGCAAUCAUGUGUUCACCUAAUAUCGUGCAGCCCUAGUUCAACUAAAUAUUAGAUGAGAUCUGAUUAUCAUCCUGGGUAAGAUGGAAGAAACGAACAAGAAAGCUGAAGAGACGAAAGAGGCUGUAGAUGGAAAUCUUCACCAUCCUCAUCAUCAGAACUUAAAAACAAAGCAUUGAUGAUGAUGAGGAGUCUGGUAUUCACCCAGCAGCUGGUGGUGGUGACAGGUUGAGAGCAGUGAUUGGCUGGUACAUCGCCUCUGGCGGAUUGACGGCGGAUGGUGUUUUACUUCUCCGUUUUUGCUGUGAAAUCUUCAGAACAUGGCAUGCACACGAUUAUAACCUGCACAACCUCGUUUGCUCUUUCAGAAAAUUGCAACUUGCACAUCUCCCAUCACGUUCUCUCCCCUCUCCCUUUAUACUGUCCGUUUCCCUCCCAACCGCCGCAGUCCUGCAGCGAAACUAUAUCUCAGUCCCGUCAUGUUUGGUGUACCUGGUUUUCUCUCCCAGGAAUUCCCUCCGUAUGUUUCCAGAUGCAGGAGGACAACACCUGCUGGCCACCUCUUAAUAAGAUCCAGUAGUUUAACAUCUGAGUGAGCCUGCCUUAUGUCUGAUGACGUCAGAAUGAUCAAUAGUUAAAUAGUCAACUCCAACUUUCAUUCCUUUCUUAUAUUCAGAGUCUGAACACAAGUGUCUACAUGUAGUUGUUCUAGAAGUAGCCCAGUACCAGUAAAAACAGGUGCUCUGGCUUUAGGUCCAUUGAAGUCACUUCAAUCAGCUGCUGGCUCUUGAGAAGGUAACCAUGAGGUGACAGUGAAGACAUUGAUCCCUUUCAGUUAUUUUGAAGGGGGCUCUCUGCCUGAAGAUUAUACUUUUUGUGUAAAAGUGUUUAAUCUUUUUCAAUGUCUGUUUUUCUUUUUAUACAUUAUUUUUAUGUUUUUGCAAAUAGAUAUUGGUAAAAGUACUAGAAUCAUAACUUUUAAUCUUAAAUCAUGCUGGAAAACGCACCAUCUUGUACGUUUUAUUUAAAACGGACAUGUUUGAAGCUGUUUGUAAUCUGUGGUUUUGGUGAAAUCCUUUUCUCUUAGGACCUUUUUUCAUACUAUUUUUUUCUACUCUUUGAACAUUGCUUUCUGUUCGUUAUACAUCACCUGUAUAAAUCAAAGAACAAGCUGAGAAACUUUAAAUAGAUGUAAAGACAAACAGAAACAUGUAUAUUUAAUGUUUGCUGAACAGUCUGGAGAAAUUGUGUAAACUACUUGUAACAUUAAAAUGAUUUAUUCUUCUUUCCUUGAACUAUUUAAUAAGAUGUUAAAGAAUAAAUCAGUCCUUUUUUCUGUCCAA
Girardinichthys multiradiatus is the source of this 8192-nucleotide messenger RNA. It is a transcript of the gene slc23a2, whose product is annotated as solute carrier family 23 member 2. The record is from RefSeq and is a predicted model, not a curated record. Gene Ontology annotation, molecular function: transmembrane transporter activity. Bases 453 to 2612 code for a protein of 719 amino acids. Lineage: Eukaryota; Metazoa; Chordata; Actinopteri; Cyprinodontiformes; Goodeidae. Gene Ontology annotation, cellular component: membrane. The transcript is spliced from 16 exons. Gene Ontology annotation, biological process: L-ascorbic acid metabolic process; transmembrane transport.